GACCAGGCUGGACCAUGGCGAGCUCCAUUGCCGGACGUACAGACGGGGAUAGAAUAGUUGGAGGGGAUUGAAUAGUCGCAUGCCGCUUUCAGUCAUAUGCAGUAGCUGCGUUUUUCGAGGCGCUGACGGCGUUGCGGCUCAAUCAGGGGGGCUGCUGUCAGCUUUUUAGGAUUCCGCCCCUUUUUAGGUUCUUGCAGUUGUGCGGGACCAUUCAUUGUGGGGAGCUAGACUUAUCGUUUUAAGAGGGAGACCUUCUAAUGAGAGUGAGGGCAAUGACGUGUUUACGGGGGCCAUGGGUCUUGCUGUUUCUUUUCACAGGUUUUCUUGUGACAGCUGCAGCACGCCCGUUGGGUCCUGGUCAUUUUGGCCUGGGUAACGACGUCGGGCUAGAUGUACCAGUGGAAAGGCAUAUUGUCGGGGCUGGGCUUCAGUCAAGGACGUUUUCUUUUCUGAAGGACAUGGCAAUGAAUCUGGUGGGGAGGGGAUGUGAAGGCAUGAAAAAAGCAGGCGAAGCAGUCGAGUCACAGGAAUCUUGGCUGGCAGCUUCUAACGAAGUGCUUUUGCUGCAAGCGAGGGGCGUGUCCGCAAGGAGCCUCCUACAGAACGGUGGGUUGUCUCAGCAGGGGCAACCUGCAAAUGCAUAUCCAGGGUACUAUCAGGGGAGCUUGUUGGUGUCCCCCUUCCUCUCCAUAGUCAUGGGCGCUGCCAUCUGUGUGGGGCUGUGCGUCUUCCUCUCGGUGUGCCGUGUCGUCGUGCGCCACCGCUUUGCUCAGCCGCUCCUUUUUGAAGCAACGGCCAGACAAGAGGCCCCCUCGGCUGCCCUGCCCUACUCAAUCCUGAAGGGGCUACCCAUCGUGUCGUUUAAGAAGGAAGGCGAGAACCAGACCUUCAAUCAAGGGAAUGGAGACAACCAGUGCCCCAUCUGUCUGAUCGAGUUUGAAGCAAAGGACAGCCUUCGCAAGCUGCCAGAGUGCAGUCAUUACUUCCAUCAAGCCUGCGUUGAUGAGUGGUUCAAGAGAAACCACACGUGUCCCCUGUGUCGGACAUCGCUACUUCCUUCAGAGCCGUCCAGUGCAGAAGCAACUCCACCAGACGCUGCUUCUUCACAGGCCCAAACAGAGAGUGCUGUUUCAUCAAGGGAAGAAGUAGUGGUUCCUGUUGCAGCCUUGGAGCAAGAAGCGGGGCAAGUGGGUUCAUGUCCUGCCCCACUAGAAAGGGAGGGCCCAGGGGCUCUAAGGGUGACAUGAUUGCCAUGUCACCUGUGUAGCAGGUCGAAGGUGCGGAGUCAGCAAGGUUUGCCAAAGGGGGACGAACUUGUACAAAAACGUUGUUACAUCAGGUGUCCUUUUUCCUUGUCUUUUCGUAUUACUAUAGAUUGUAUUUUAGGAUUCGUUUGACAUUCUGUACGGGGUGCCUUUGAUUGAAAGAAUGGGCACCAGGCUGGUUUAAGAUCUGUGUCCUUGAAGUAAGAGCGUACGUUGUGUUUCUGAUUUGUUUGCAUGUGUUCCAUGACUUAUUCUCAAUCUCUUAUG
Messenger RNA from Klebsormidium nitens, 1532 nucleotides. Lineage: Eukaryota; Viridiplantae; Streptophyta; Klebsormidiophyceae; Klebsormidiales; Klebsormidiaceae. The record is from the annotation of a GenBank genome assembly.